Helianthus annuus (common sunflower) is the source of this 1438-nucleotide messenger RNA. Its product is annotated as AT-hook motif nuclear-localized protein 22. Gene Ontology annotation, biological process: vegetative to reproductive phase transition of meristem. The transcript has a single exon. The coding region runs from base 306 to 1202 and encodes 298 amino acids. Gene Ontology annotation, molecular function: minor groove of adenine-thymine-rich DNA binding; DNA-binding transcription factor activity. Gene Ontology annotation, cellular component: nucleus. The record is from RefSeq and is a predicted model, not a curated record. NCBI's taxonomy places the organism in Eukaryota, Viridiplantae, Streptophyta, Magnoliopsida, Asterales, Asteraceae.
GAGAAACGUGGGUCCAACCCACCGCCACCGCCCCCAUGCGCUCCGUUCGCUGUCUUCUCAACAAAACUCUCAAACCCCAAAACCUAAAACCAUAAUCUUUCACUUUCAUCUUUCAAACACACAUCAAAACCCCCCCUCUCUCUCUUUCUCUCUCUCUUUCUCUCUCUCUAGAUUUUCACCAAAUAUUUGCAUAUCUUUCAACACAUGCAACUAGAAUUUGCAUAUCUUCUUCUCAACAUGGUUGUUUCUGUUUUGAAUCUUGUUGUGAAAACUAUAUAGUUUUGUUUGUGAAAAGUUUGGAGAAAAUGAAUCCAGUAACUACACAUGGUCGUCCUCUACCUCCUCCUUUUCAUAGUAGAGAUCUUCAUAUACAACAACAACAACAACACUACCAUCAGUUUCAACAGCAGCCGCUACAUGAGGAGGAAGAUCAAGUUGUCGGUCAUAAGAGAGACCGUGAUGGGAAUAAUAGUAAUAAUAAUAAUGAUGGUGGUGGUGGUGGAAGAGAGUUAGCUUCGGUGGUGACAGGAGGGGAUCAAGGAGAUCAUAGUAGUGGUGGUGGUGGAAGUGGUGGUUCAAGGCGGCCACGAGGGCGUCCGGCUGGAUCGAAGAAUAAGCCGAAGCCACCGGUUAUUAUCACGAGGGAUAGCCCUAACGCGCUGCGGUCGCAUGUGAUGGAGGUGGCGAGCGGGUGUGAUAUACAAGAGAGCAUAGCGAAUUUUUCGCUAAGGAAACAAAGAGGGGUUUGUAUAUUGAGUGGUAGUGGAACGGUUACUAAUGUAACCCUGAAGCAGCCGGCGACAGCUGGGGAUGUGUUGACCCUACAUGGGCGAUUUGAGAUCUUAUCGCUUUCAGGGUCAUUUCUUCCACCCCCAGCUCCACCGGCUGCUUCAGGGUUAACUAUUUACUUGGCCGGUGGACAAGGGCAAGUGGUUGGAGGAGGGGUUGUGGGACCCUUGUUGGCUUCCGGGCCGGUGGUAAUCAUGGCGGCGUCAUUUGGAAAUGCGGCAUAUGAGAGACUUCCUCUUGAAGAAGAAGAGACUACACCGGUUUCCCCUUCUGGGAUUAACGGUCAACAACAACAACAACAACAACAACUAAUGAACGAGGCGAAUCCGCCUUUGUUCCAUGGAAUGCCUCCUAAUAUGCUAAAUUCGUUGCCAACGGAUGCCUAUUGGGGUGCGAAUCGUCCUCCUUUUUGAUGAUCAUGAUCAAGAGGAAUCAAACACUAUUGUUUAAUUCUUCUUUAUCCUUACUUUCUCUUAAACUUAUGUAAUUCGAUCUCGUGGAUCAUUUUCCUUUAUUUGUUUUUUACACAUGAAUUAGUAAGUUUGUGAUGUUAAUUAAUUGGAAUGAUUAGGGUUUUAUAGCAUGUUUGAUCAGGAAUUGAGGUUGUACAAAACUUGUGAAAUUAAUAUCCUUUUUGUGAAUUUCAUUA